Ochotona princeps (American pika) is the source of this 6216-nucleotide messenger RNA. It is a transcript of the gene STAG1, whose product is annotated as STAG1 cohesin complex component. Lineage: Eukaryota; Metazoa; Chordata; Mammalia; Lagomorpha; Ochotonidae. The transcript is spliced from 35 exons. Gene Ontology annotation, molecular function: chromatin binding. The coding region runs from base 529 to 4302 and encodes 1257 amino acids. Gene Ontology annotation, cellular component: nucleus; cohesin complex; chromatin. Gene Ontology annotation, biological process: sister chromatid cohesion. The record is from RefSeq and is a predicted model, not a curated record.
CGGGAGUCGGCGGAGGGGCGGGCACGCCGCGCGGUGUGGGCUUCGGCGCGGCCUCCUUCCCAGGUGUCCGGGAGGCCCCCAAAAUGGCGGGCGGCGACUCGGAGGAGCUAGCGCGCAGGCGCACAGCAGCCGUCCUUCCGCCCGCCUCGGGCGGCCCUCGAAUCGGGCACGGCGCCCUCGCCCAGAGGCCCCGUCCCGUCAGCGAGGCAGUGAGCAGCGCGGCCAGCAGAGGGCGGUCCGGACCCAAGGCUGCAGCGGCGCCAUUGGCGUGUGGAAAAUGCCACCAGAUGGCGGGUUAGGAUUGCAGCUCCGUUGAAGGCGCGGCCCCCGCUCCCGAACCCCCGGCGACCACCCCGUAACAACCCCCCCACAUCAGGAAUAACACACCGGAGACUUUUGGGGGGAAACUAGGUCGACGGCCGGCGGCGCCCGGAUGGGCAGCUGAGGAUUGCCUUGAGGUUGUUUCAGUAGUUUUCCGUUGUAUAGCACUUAAGAAUUUUCCUGCAUUGUGGAACAACCUCUCCAGCAAUGAUUACCUCAGAGUUGCCAGUGUUACAGGAUUCGACUAAUGAAACUACUGCUCAUUCUGAUGCUGGUAGCGAACUUGAAGAAACGGAGAUCAAAGGAAAAAGGAAAAGGGGUCGUCCUGGCCGGCCUCCAUCUACAAAUAAGAAACCUCGAAAGUCUCCAGGAGAGAAGGGCAGAAUUGAAGCUGGAGCUCGAGGGCCGGGCCGGGGAAGAGCUAAUGGGCAUGCCCAGCAGAACGGCGAAGGGGAGCCUGUCACACUGUUUGAGGUGGUCAAACUGGGGAAAAGUGCGAUGCAGUCCGUGGUGGAUGACUGGAUUGAAUCAUAUAAACAAGACAGGGACAUCGCACUUCUGGAUUUAAUCAACUUUUUUAUCCAGUGUUCAGGAUGUCGAGGUACUGUGAGAAUAGAGAUGUUUCGAAAUAUGCAGAAUGCAGAAAUCAUCAGAAAAAUGACUGAAGAAUUUGAUGAGGACAGUGGUGAUUACCCUCUUACCAUGCCUGGACCUCAGUGGAAAAAAUUUCGUUCCAAUUUUUGUGAGUUUAUUGGAGUCCUGAUUCGACAGUGUCAGUACAGCAUAAUUUACGAUGAGUAUAUGAUGGACACAGUGAUCUCCCUCUUGACUGGUUUGUCAGACUCCCAGGUCAGAGCCUUUAGGCACACAAGCACACUUGCUGCCAUGAAACUCAUGACUGCCCUGGUGAAUGUCGCCUUAAACCUCAGUAUUCAUCAGGACAACACACAGAGGCAGUAUGAAGCCGAGAGGAAUAAGAUGAUUGGGAAAAGAGCCAAUGAACGACUGGAGCUACUGCUACAGAAACGAAAAGAGCUACAAGAAAAUCAGGAUGAAAUUGAAAAUAUGAUGAACUCUAUUUUUAAGGGUAUAUUUGUUCAUAGAUACCGUGACGCUAUUGCUGAAAUUAGAGCCAUUUGUAUUGAAGAAAUAGGAGUGUGGAUGAAGAUGUACAGUGAUGCCUUCCUGAAUGACAGUUAUCUGAAAUAUGUUGGCUGGACUCUUCAUGACAGGCAAGGGGAAGUCAGGCUGAAGUGCUUGAAAGCUCUCCAGACUCUGUAUACCAACAGAGAGUUAUUCCCCAAGUUGGAGCUGUUCACCAACCGAUUCAAGGAUCGCAUCGUAUCAAUGACACUUGAUAAAGAAUAUGAUGUUGCUGUGGAAGCUAUUCGGUUGGUUACUCUGAUCCUUCAUGGCAGUGAAGAAGCCCUUUCUAACGAGGACUGUGAAAAUGUCUACCACUUGGUGUACUCAGCACAUCGCCCUGUCGCAGUGGCAGCUGGAGAGUUCCUUCACAAAAAAUUGUUUAGCAGACAUGAUCCACAAGCUGAAGAAGCAUUAGCGAAAAGGAGGGGAAGGAACAGUCCAAACGGGAACCUCAUCAGGAUGCUCGUUCUGUUCUUUCUUGAAAGUGAGUUACAUGAGCAUGCGGCCUACUUGGUGGACAGCUUGUGGGAGAGCUCUCAAGAACUGCUCAAAGACUGGGAGUGUAUGACGGAGUUGCUGUUAGAAGAACCCGUGCAAGGAGAGGAAGCAAUGUCUGAUCGCCAAGAGAGUGCUCUUAUAGAGCUAAUGGUUUGUACAAUUCGUCAAGCUGCUGAGGCACAUCCUCCAGUGGGAAGGGGUACCGGCAAGAGAGUGCUAACUGCCAAGGAAAGGAAAACUCAAAUUGAUGAUAGAAACAAAUUGACUGAACAUUUUAUCAUCACGCUACCCAUGCUUCUGUCGAAGUAUUCUGCAGAUGCAGAGAAGGUGGCAAACUUACUACAAAUCCCACAGUAUUUUGAUCUGGAGAUCUAUAGCACAGGCAGAAUGGAAAAGCAUCUGGAUGCUUUAUUAAAACAGAUUAAAUUUGUUGUGGAGAAACACGUAGAAUCAGAUGUUCUAGAAGCCUGCAGUAAAACGUAUAGCAUCUUGUGCAGUGAGGAGUACACCAUCCAGAACAGAGUUGACAUCGCUCGGAGCCAGCUGAUUGACGAGUUUGUGGAUCGAUUCAAUCAUUCUGUGGAAGACCUGUUGCAGGAGGGAGAAGAAGCUGAUGAUGAUGAUAUUUACAAUGUGCUUUCCACUUUAAAGCGGUUAACUUCUUUUCACAAUGCUCAUGACCUCACAAAAUGGGAUCUGUUUGGUAAUUGCUACAGAUUAUUGAGGACUGGAAUUGAGCAUGGAGCUAUGCCAGAGCAGAUAGUCGUACAGGCACUGCAGUGUUCCCAUUACUCCAUUCUUUGGCAGUUGGUAAAAAUUACUGACGGCUCUCCUUCCAAAGAGGAUUUGUUGGUGUUGAGGAAAACGGUCAAAUCCUUUCUGGCUGUGUGCCAGCAGUGCCUGUCGAACGUUAACACGCCAGUGAAGGAGCAGGCUUUCAUGCUGCUCUGUGAUCUGUUGAUGAUUUUUAGCCACCAGUUAAUGACAGGUGGCAGAGAGGGCCUCCAGCCGUUGGUGUUCAAUCCGGACACUGGGCUGCAGUCCGAGCUGCUCAGCUUCGUGAUGGACCACGUGUUCAUCGACCAGGACGAAGAGAACCAGAGCAUGGAGGGUGAUGAAGAAGAUGAGGCGAAUAAGAUUGAGGCCUUACACAAAAGGAGGAAUCUCCUGGCUGCCUUCAGCAAGCUCAUCAUUUACGACAUCGUGGACAUGCACGCGGCCGCGGACAUCUUCAAGCACUACAUGAAGUAUUACAAUGAUUAUGGUGAUAUCAUUAAGGAAACACUGAGUAAAACCAGACAGAUUGACAAAAUUCAGUGUGCCAAAACCCUUAUUCUCAGUUUGCAGCAGUUGUUUAAUGAACUUGUCCAAGAGCAAGGCCCCAACCUUGACAGGACAUCUGCCCACGUCAGUGGCAUUAAGGAGUUGGCCCGUCGGUUUGCUCUGACGUUUGGACUUGACCAGAUCAAGACAAGAGAAGCAGUUGCGACACUUCACAAGGAUGGCAUCGAAUUUGCCUUUAAAUACCAGAAUCAGAAAGGACAAGAAUACCCACCUCCUAAUCUGGCUUUUCUCGAAGUACUAAGUGAAUUUUCUUCGAAACUUCUUCGGCAAGACAAAAAGACUGUUCACUCGUACCUAGAGAAAUUCCUGACUGAGCAGAUGAUGGAGAGGAGAGAAGAUGUUUGGCUUCCACUCAUCUCCUACAGAAAUUCCCUGGUCACUGGCGGUGAGGACGACAGAAUGUCGGUCAACAGCGGAAGCAGCAGCAGCAAAACCUCCUCAGUAAGGACCAAAAAAGGACGACCCCCACUUCACAAGAAGCGAGUGGAAGAUGAGACUCUGGACAACACGUGGCUGAACAGGACUGACACCAUGAUGCAGACGCCUGGGCCCCUGCCAGCACCGCAGCUCACGUCCACCGUGCUGCGGGAGGACAGGCCCGUGGCAGAGCAGAUCCAGGAGCCCGAGUCGGAGCACGGCGCGGAGCCCGACUUCUUACACAAUCCUCAGAUGCAGAUCUCUUGGUUAGGCCAGCCGAAAUUAGAAGACUUAAAUCGGAAGGACAGAACAGGAAUGAACUACAUGAAAGUGAGAACUGGAGUCAGGCACGCUGUCCGAGGCCUCAUGGAGGAAGAUGCGGAGCCCAUCUUUGAAGAUGUGAUGAUGUCAUCCCGGAGCCAGUUAGAAGAUAUGAAUGAAGAAUUUGAAGACACCAUGGUCAUUGAUCUGCCCCCAUCAAGAAACCGGCGAGAGCGGGCGGAGCUGAGGCCAGACUUCUUUGACUCUGCAGCUAUCAUAGAAGACGAUUCAGGAUUUGGAAUGCCUAUGUUCUGAAGUCUGAAGAAAAUUUACCAAUCUGGAACUCUAUUAUUUAGAGCUAGAGGCCUAUAUACUGUGAUAGCUUGUAUGGGGGAAAAACACUUUUGGUGUGAUCUGAUUGUUUUCAUCAACUAAGGUCAGUCCCUCUGCAGUGACGGAAGAGCAUUCACGCCACCCACGAGCACGCUGGAGCGUGUCACCUCGGGAGGCUGACCUGAGAGCGUUGGGGUCGCAGCGCUAGACCCAGCCCAAUAGAGAUGUGUUUUUCUGGAGGGAGGAAGAAAUUUUAAAUUUUUAAAACAGCUGUCAAGAUAAUUACACUGUUAUACACCUGUUUUAUGAAAACUCAGCAUUGAGUAAAAAAAAUAUUUUUAACUUUAUUUUCCUGUUGUACAAUUUAAAAACUGUUUUAACAUUUUGCCUUUUUAUGUUUUAAAAGCUAACCAUUUUUAUUAAACCUAUGAGUAAGCAGCUCAUCCUAACUGCUGAAGAGUGUGUUGGAGCUCACUGGCUUUGGUGACCUUGUGCGUCACAGGUGUGGAGGAGCACCGGCCAGCUGCGAGGAGAUGUGACCGAGUGCGUAUCUGCCAAAAACCACACCCCUCUGGAUAUGGAUCCCCAGGUUUUAUAUACUCUUGAAUAAAAAGGUUUAUUUUUAUUUAUAAGUGGGCAUAAGUGUCCAUGCAGCCAUUUUCCAACAGAUGCUGUACACUGUUCAUUUUAUAUAGAAUAGGGAGAUUCAGAUACAGUGCAUUUUCUAUUGGUAUUUGUUCUGUGCAUUUCUAGCAACUUCUACCAGCAAAUAAAGUAUUCUCAGUAAAACAAAAAUGGUUCUCCAGUUAUCAGUUUGCUGUUUUACCACCUGUUUCAUGCCCUGCCAAAUUCAAAUUAUACAGACUUGCGUUUUCUUACAAAGAUAAUCAUGAAUUCUUUAAGUGUAACAUAACUGUGUCUACUUCCCUUGCAUUUAAUGUUCUUAUCCACUACUUUUGUGAAUUAAGUUUAUCAGUUAUUUCUGUGCUACACAGAAGCCUGUCUUUAGAGGGUGCAGCUCCCAAGCUUACCUUAACAUACUGCGACAUUUCCGUGUUAAAUGUGAAGUCGUCUUUGGAGGAAACAGAUCUUUGCGACAGUCUCGGGUGGUGCAGCAUCGCGCUCCGCUCCGGCGUUCCCGACCUGCAGGAACUCCCCGGUUCCCUGCAGCCUGAGCAGUUUCUCCCGUUCUGCUGUUUUGGAGGAAGCCUCGGACUGCACAGCAGUCCAUCCACAGCUGUUUCUAGGCUGGUUUUUAAAAUAACUGCAAACAGAAUCCUGAGGCUUUCCUUUUCACUAAAAAUGAAAAACAUUUUUUAAAUUCUGGUGCACCAGUGAUUAUCUUUUGUGUAGAAAAAGCAAAUAGAUGAUUUUAUCAUCCUUUUAGUAAACAGGCACAAAACAGAUUUUACUCAAAAUUUGUACAAUUCUUUCUGAAAAAAAACUUGGUCGCUAAAAAUGUUUUAUCUGCUCUCAGUAAUUCCUAGGAUCCAGUUAGGGGAGUAGGAGGUCUCACUUUCUCCCAGUAAUGUGGGCUUCACUGUUGUGCGGGGUAGGGAACGUGGGACUGUCCGUCCCAGCCCUGUCUGCCUGUGGCUCUGGCUGAGAAGCAAGCCCUGAGGAGCCACGGCGCUGUAGCUCGGCCCUCUGACAGUGUGUGGAAAACCAGUGUUGACUUAGACUCACAGAACACCAAGCAACAACAGCAAAGGCUUACUAUUGACUCCAGUGGGUUUCCAGUUCAGUCUGAAGUCAGAUUUUGUAUUUUCAGUGUCUCCUUGAUUGGUUUUGCUAGUAAUUCUGUAAAUUGUACAUUUGCAAUAUGAGGUUUUUUUUUCCUUUUGUACAAUUUGAAACUGAUGCUUCAUGUUUCCUUUAAUAAACUAUUCAAAAUCA